Messenger RNA from Solanum tuberosum (potato), 783 nucleotides. Its product is annotated as two-component response regulator ARR14-like. The transcript has 5 exons. NCBI's taxonomy places the organism in Eukaryota, Viridiplantae, Streptophyta, Magnoliopsida, Solanales, Solanaceae. The record is from RefSeq and is a predicted model, not a curated record. Gene Ontology annotation, biological process: cytokinin-activated signaling pathway; phosphorelay signal transduction system. The coding region runs from base 1 to 783 and encodes 260 amino acids. Gene Ontology annotation, molecular function: DNA binding.
AUGGAGGUACAAAAUAGCAAAUUUUCUGUAAAAAUCAUAACUCUGGUGGUUGAUGAUGAUGACAGUUGCCUUCUCAUUAUUUCUACUUUGCUCAAGCAGUCCAAAUUCGAAGUUAUGAUGGUGAAGAGCGCAAAAGAUGCUUUGAGUGUCCUUCGGAGCAGCGACCUCUCAUUCGAUAUUGUUAUCAUAGAAGUGCACAUGCCUGAAAUGAACGACUUUCAACUUCAACAAGAGAUAGCCAAAGAUUUAUGCAUUCCUGUUGUUUAUUUAUCAGGUGAUGAAAAUGAUUUUACAGCUAUUAAAGCACUUGAGAGUGGAGUUGUUUUCUUCAUACUGAAGCCCAUAUCACAAGAUGACAUACAUUAUUUAUGGGAAUAUGCAACAUUGCGAAAGAAGAAGCAUAUAGGUAAACGAGUUGCUAAGAGGGACAAGUCUGCGCGAAAAUAUGAUGAGACUAAAAAUAAAUAUAGUUUAGUUCCACCAACAAAGAAGAGUAGGAUUGCUUGGACAGAUUCCCUUCAUGAAUUUUUUUUGGAAGCCAUUACAACACUUGGCAUGAGAGCUUAUCCAAAGAAAAUUGUUGAACUGAUGGAUGUUCCUGAAUUGACUAGCAGACAUCUCGCAUAUCAUUUGAAGGAAGAGGCUAAUACUUCGAGGAUUCGUGAGUUAUUGAUGAUGAAUCCUCCAACCUUCACUGGUUCAAGCACUACUGAUGAUCCGGGAAAUUUUGUUGAGGAAUUGCAGAAGGUGUUUGAGGUUAUGCACGUUGCUGAUUCUGAGUGA